This is a messenger RNA of Pseudoliparis swirei, 6246 nucleotides long. It is a transcript of the gene six5, whose product is annotated as SIX homeobox 5. Bases 1168 to 4083 code for a protein of 971 amino acids. The transcript is spliced from 3 exons. Gene Ontology annotation, cellular component: nucleus; transcription regulator complex. The record is from RefSeq and is a predicted model, not a curated record. Lineage: Eukaryota; Metazoa; Chordata; Actinopteri; Perciformes; Liparidae. Gene Ontology annotation, molecular function: DNA-binding transcription factor activity, RNA polymerase II-specific; RNA polymerase II cis-regulatory region sequence-specific DNA binding. Gene Ontology annotation, biological process: regulation of transcription by RNA polymerase II.
CACAGUGUUGGUUUCAUUCAGUGCAGAGAGUCGUUGCCACUCGCAUUUGACACACUAAAUUGGGUGAAAUGGACGUUCCAGGAUGCGCUCUCCUUUUAAUAAGCAUAAUGUGCAUCUGUUUAAAAAUCCAAUUACAAAGCACAUCACAAAUUUAAAUCCUCUAUGUUAAGACUUACGUGUGUGUGUGUGUGUGUGUGUUUUUUAUUUACAUUAUUUGCUUUAGGAAACCACAUCAAACCCUGGAAUCCGGUUGGAAAACUGGGAGGACAUAAUCAAACUUACCUGUAUAACCACCGAGACACCACACUGUCUUAUACCUGAUGGUGAAAUGGGAUACAUUCCUUACACUGUUUGAUGUGAAUCUCCUGAAAAUGCUCACAUUGUUCAAAGGGUGUGCUAGUGCAUGAUAUGAAAUUUGGAAAACUCUAAACGAUAGAUCAAUUAAUCAAAUAAAUAGUCAGCAGAAUAAUUGAUGAUAAACAUAACAUAGCACAAGUAGGUAAAACAUGACAACAAAAAUUCACAUUACAUUGCAAGUCAAAUGGAAGUAUUAUGUCAAACAGCUAAAGAAAAUAGAGCAGACAGGACAACAUGCAUUUGAUCAACUUCACAAUUAAAUGCUGAAUACACAUUAAUGCAUCGGUAAUCAAUAAUAUACCAAUCUAAAAGAGUCAUUCCACCUCAUUGGUACUUUUACUUGGGGCUGCACUUAAAAAAAUGUCAUUAUCAAAUAAUCAGCCAACUAUUUUCUCAACUUGUCAAAUAAUGUGACUGAGUAAAAUAAUUGGUUUUCAAAGUAGUUCUCAACAGACUAAUCGGCUGAGCUCUGUAGAUGUUGACUUGUGUAGUUCCACCUCAGUAAAAUCAUGUAUUAUGCAAGACGUUAACUUGUAGAGAAAGAGGGAGAUAUUUCUAUACCAUCAUCCACAUCAGUUAGAUGUUUGUGAAAUGUAAUUAUUGUCAUCAAACACGUGUUACACUCAUGUAAUAAGCUUAAUAACAAACACAUUGGUAGUGCUGGAGACAGCAAAUAAUAUUUAGUAAGGACAUAUAAUAUGAUCUGGAUAACCUUCUGUCAUCCAGGUUUGGUUAAGUAACUUUGAAACAAAGACACGACGUUAUAGGGCAGAAAGGGGGCGUGGCCGCUGGAAGCUUGAAGGCACAUUCAUGGUUUGGUCGACUGGCGGAGAAUGGGAGAGAGGGAGGGAGGGAGAGGGGGAGAGAGAGAGGAGGAACUGCGGGUGGAAAAAAAAAGUUAAAGUAAAAAUGGCUUCCUUGUCUUUGGAGUCUACAGAACAAUCUGAGAACAGCCCAGAGGAGCCGACGGCAACGGAGUCCAAAGAAGAGGAAGAUCCGGUGCAAAUUUCGGAACAAUUACUCCAAAGUUUCCAAAAGUCGGCGUUGAGUUUUUCCACCGACCAAAUCUCAUGUCUCUGCGAGGCCCUUCUGCAGGCGGGCAAUGUGGAUCGCCUGUGGAGAUUUAUAUCCACCAUACCUCCUUCGUCCGAGCUGCUACGUGGCAACGAGACCAUGCUGAAGGCCCAGGCACUGGUGGCUUUCCACCGGGACGAAUUCAAGGAGCUGUACGCCCUCCUGGAGAGCUACGACUUCCACCCGUCUAACCAUGGGUUCCUGCAGGACCUGUACCUGAAAGCCCGCUACAAGGAGGCGGAGAGGACUCGGGGCCGCAGCCUGGGCGCAGUGGACAAGUACCGGCUCAGGAAGAAGUUCCCCCUGCCCAAAACCAUCUGGGACGGAGAGGAGACCGUGUACUGCUUCAAGGAGCGAUCCCGGAAUGCUCUGAAAGAGUGCUACAAGAGCAACCGGUACCCGACUCCGGACGAGAAGAAAAACCUGGCCAAAGUCACCGGGCUGUCGCUCACGCAGGUCAGCAACUGGUUCAAGAACCGCAGGCAGAGGGACAGGACCCCGUCCGGGACGCACAGCAAAAGUGAGUCUGAUGGGAACCACAGCACCGAGGACGAGGCGAGCGCCAUGGACGACGCCCCUGAUAAACCGGACGAGGCUGCUGGCUCCACAGCUUCCAUCAUCUCUCUCUCUGCCGUCCCCUGUGGCUCGGGAGGCCAGCUCAUCUUCAACAGCUCCGGCGGCUUCCUCACAGCGCCUCAGUCGUUACUAGUCAACGGGAAUUCCCUGCUCUCCAGUACCGGUGCCAGUGUCAUAAUCAACGGGCUCAGCUUGAGCGAUUGCCAGACAGUCACACUGAGUCCUGUUGCGAACAACUCUCCGUUGAUACUGAACGGGGCUCAGGUAAUAACCAAACCCAGUGUCGGUGUGCAGCAGGCCGUUUCUAUGGCCCAACUCGAGCUUUCGGCCUUGGAGGCCAAGCAGAGAAGUCUUCCAGCGGUUGCUCUCAGCACAAACACCACAUCGGUCUCAAACCCUCCCUCCAUCAUCUCACUUCCUCUGCAAACCAGAACUGACAGUGGCAAUGCGAUGGAUUUCAUCAGUGUCCCUGAAUCAGAGGGCAGCUGCCAGACAGUAUCUUCAUCUUCAUCUUUAUCCCCUUCCUCACCAACUCUGUCCUCCCCGACCAGGCUCCCCUCGCUCGUGUUAACACAAAACCCCCAACACCAGGAGUCUCUCUCCAUCCCGGUCUCCAUGUCAUCUACCGGCAUGUUAAUCUCCAGUUCUGCUCUUCCUCUCUCCGGUCAACACGGGGAGUACGUUGUCUUUGCCACUGCUGGCUCUCACUUAAACCCUUCCAGCUCUGUCGUUUCCUCCCCUCAGGUCUUCUCUCUGCCCCAGGUUGUGCCUUCCAUCCAGGGUAUACCAGUCUCCCAGCUGGUCCAGCACUCUUCCGGAGCCCAAGUGUCCCAAUGCCCUCAGUUGGUCCCAGUCUCCUCCCUCACCUCGCCAGCUCCUCAGUUCCAAAACCAGACGGUGAACACGAGCACCAGACAGGAUGCGUCCACCACUUUGCCUGAAGGUGCUACAACCAUCGUCUCUAUCUCACAGCUCAACAACAACAACAACAACAACCAGCUCCCACAGCGGACGAUACAGCAGCUGGGGGGCCUAAUCACAAAAUCCACACCCGGAAACAUCCAGGUCCCACAGGUUAUUUCCUUCUCCUCCCCGACACAGGUAGUCCCGGUCCCCCAGACCAAAGGCCCCACACCAGCCCAGCUAGUCCCUCUCUCCAUGCCUCAGCUGGUCCCGGUCUCCCCCAUCCAAACCUCUUCCACGAUGUCUUUCCCCCAGGUGGUACCUGCCACUUCUUCUCUCUCCAUCCCCUCUGCUGGAGUGCCCUUACAGAUCCUGACCUCGGCUCCUCCAGGGGUCACACAGGGUCCUCUCAGAAUAAACCAGUUGAGGCCCAUUCAGAGUGUGGGUCCCCCAACCGCUCCUGGUGUGCAGCUCCUCAACUCUGGGAUCAUUCAGCUGCCUUCUGCUCCUCCAGGUAACCUCCUCCUGGGUGGAAGCCCCUACCUGAGCGUCCAGCAAGGCAAGCUAAUUCUGACCAUCCCAGGAGGCAUUCAACUCACCAGUUUGCCCCUGAAACCAGUCGCUGAGGCGUCUCCCUUCUCUGCGAAUGGCCUGAGUCACCUUCUCGCCUCCUCCACCCCUCCCGUAGUGUCGACCGCCCAGUGCCCGACCCCGGGUGGCCUCGCAUCAUCUCCACUACAUUUCAUCAACUCGUCUCUGCUGUACGGGGCUCCAGAGACGGGGACCUCCGUCCUCCCCUCCCCUCAUGUGCUGGACCAGUCGGUCACCCCUACAGGGCCAAACACUCUCACUCCAGAAAGUCUGCUCACCCUCAGUCCCAUGUACAGUGGGGUCACCUCCAACAUCCACUUGGCCCAGCCAGCCUGGAGCCCCGUGCCCCUCUCCACUUCAGCGAGUCUAACUCUGUUUGAUAUCCGCGGCAAGGGGGACCUAACUGUGGACCCGGCUUUGCUGGGCCUACCUGGAGGAGAGUCGCUGCUUCUGGGAAGCCCGUCGCCGGAGCACGACGUGGACGUCAACUCUGCAAUGGGGGAUCCAGAGGAGAUGGACGGGGACUCCAAGAUUCUUACGCAGCUCCAGUCUGUCCCCGUGGACGACGACCUCGGCUUGUAGUCCGUUUACCUUGCUGGAUCGGCAACCCAGUGUCUCUCAAAACAAAAACAAUGACGCAUACAGCAGGUCGCAGACUCUGCUGUGUGACCGCUUUCGUUCCACAAUGUCAAACCUCGAAGAGCCCAAAGUUUUUUUUUUACAAUAUGUUCAGGUUCCGACAUGUACAACCAUGACGCUCACUCAGUCGGGCCCGGUACCAUCACGGUCUCAGCUGGCACUUUUGAGAUAAAUCCUCUGCAGUUCUAUUUCACAUGUAGGGUUAUAUCGGCUGUUCUCGUGCGUUUCAGAGUUGUUGUUUUCUUUGACUAAAAUCUGUACGUGCCUUAUGUGUUUUAUCAGAUGUUUGAAAGUUUCCACCGGGAACAGAAAAGACGAUUAUAUGCAAGGUGUUACGGCUUGGCCUCCUCGCUCUUCUUCGCAGUUUUGUGGACUAGAGACCAAGUUCGGUUGUACUUGGAAAAGAUGGCUGGUUUUAAUUUCUGGCAGUAGAAGAAGUUCUUUGUGGAUCGACCACAGUAACGAUACAGCGGGCAUGAAUCUAGAAAUAGUUGAGCAUGGCCUGUCUGUCCAGAGCUCAGAGAUUCAGGACUCCAGGAAUAUAGUGAAGAUUAUAUUCUUCACAAACAGAACUUUGUUUAGUUGGUUGAGUUUUAUGAGAAACCAUUAUUGCGUCAUAGCUUUGAGGACUAUACAGCAGUAUUUUUAUUACGACAGGUUACUGAAGUCUGGGCUGAAACAGGCUGCCAAACUGAUUUUAUCAGUAAACUGUCAAAUGACUUUCUCCAGUUUUUUAAGUGGAAAUGCUGCACUCCAUUAGUGAAAACACAACACAGGAAAUAAAAGGGUUUAUAUUCUAUGCAAUGCAUGUUUAGUUCUUUAUAGGACACUUUGAGUUGAGAAGCCAGUACUCUUGGGAGACGAGAAAAAACUUUUAAUAGAAGAACUUUUAAAUGAAGCAUGAUACUAAAGCGUUUGCUGUGAUCCCACUUGGUGAUAUUUUGUUUGUAAAUGCAUCCAGUUUGUUGGUAUUGAUAAGUGCCUUAUGUUAAAGCUUACAGGUUUGAUGUUUUUGAAAAAUGUUUUGACUUUCUACACAGUUACAAUUGCUAGACACACGACAACAUUUUGGGAUUCACAGUGUGGACUUUUUUUUGUUGAAUACCCACAUUUGUUUGUCUGUUUGAUUGCAAGUGAAACAUAAUGUGACCGUUCAGGUUGCAUCGUCAUCGCCCAAUCUCCUCUAUUUGUAUAUUUUGCACCUUUCAUUCACACAAUAUUUACUGAACUUCUGUGUUAUGACAGUGGUUGUAAUUCAUUCUGAAAUACAUUGUAUAUCCUUCAUAAUCCUGAUGCUGAAUUCCUGAUGAAUAUGUUGUAAAUUGAUGGAACAGCUCCCUCAAUGAACACCUGAAUAUGCCCAUCGUUUAAGACCUUUGGCUAAUCAUGGUACACAAAAAUACACUUCAGUGUUGCAUCUAGUUACAAUAAUAGCCUUUUUGCUUUUUAUUAGAAUGUUUGUUCUUUGUCUUUUUUGUACAUUUAAUCUAUUUAAAGCAUGUAUCAAUCAGUAAAAAAGUGAGUCCUUGUGAAAAAAUGCAGAUAGGAAAUGAUAUUCAUUUUGACUUGGAAGGUCACAUUGUUGUCAAACUGAGGUUUUGCGAUCUUAGACUAUGUUUAAAAGUCAUUUUGAUGGUAAUUUACAAAUACAGUAGAUCACCCCCUGUUAAUAAAUGUCAAGGCCAUCUGUUCCCAGUGGCCUUUGAGUAGUUAAUUAAAUGGCUUUUACAAAUCAGUUUUAGUCUGAAUUUUACUGACAUUUAAAUAAGUAGUUAGGGGCAAAGGGAAAUGUGUCCUAUAUGGUAGCCUGUAUUUGUUUAUAUGAGCCAUGUCUUACCAAAGUAUGAUGCCAUGAAAGCCUCCAUGGGCGUAUGCACAUUUGUACCCGUUUGUUUGUAGCCAGGGACACAUUGUUGUUCUCUCCUACCAACAGACACAUAUGACUCCACAUUUUACCAAAGAUAAUGUAUUUGUAUUAACUUUUUGAUAUUUGUGAAAGGGAAUGUUUUGUGUCUGUCAUACAAGGUUUUCUCAUUUUUGUAUUCAAAUGCAUUCUAUUUUUUAUAUUUCAUAAUAUUGCAAUAAACUACAUUUACAGAAAAGGUU